This is a messenger RNA of Patiria miniata (bat star), 7126 nucleotides long. RefSeq lists its product as uncharacterized. Gene Ontology annotation, molecular function: protein binding. The record is from RefSeq and is a predicted model, not a curated record. The transcript is spliced from 51 exons. The coding region runs from base 206 to 6907 and encodes 2233 amino acids. NCBI's taxonomy places the organism in Eukaryota, Metazoa, Echinodermata, Asteroidea, Valvatida, Asterinidae.
AAUAGUAUCCGGACGACACUAUCAACAACUUGUGAAGGAGCAUCUCUCAUAGUUUGGCUUGAAUCAUUCAAAACAUUUUUAAGUUUCAGGAACUGAAACAACAAUCUGCAGUAAGUCUUAAUUGCUGGAGAUCCAUGUAGGGAUUCCUAAGUAAUGGUAGCUGUUGUUGACGGUGGGACGUCAUCUGCCUAACAUUGACUGCACAAUGGCUGAAGACCGUGGUGCAUUUCGGACGGGCUUUCGCCGGGCGGAACUUCUCCGGGUGCAGAAAGAGAUCGAAAACAUCAAGAAGAGGUCCCAGAAGGAGGCGGAGUUUACCAAGGAGCAGCAGAAGGAGGUGGAAGAUGGCAAACAGCGUGUGAUCAUAAGCAACAAGGUCAAGAAUGUAGAAUUGGCCGUAGAUUUUGGCAAGAAAGGCAUGCCGUAUGUACGGAAGACAGAGCCUCACUUUGAAGAGACCUUUGUCAGUAAUCCAGUUCCAGUACAGAAACAAGAACCAGGGAGUGUUCCCCCUUACAAUGCCCUGGAUAAAGAAUACAAUGUGCCGCCAGCUGGAAAGACAAAGAAAUAUCCAUAUAGCAAGGAUGAGACCACUACAACUGAAGAGAUGCGAAUCCCACGCGUACAGACCCUUGGUGUCCUCCCAUCACGCAGCACCAAGGAGAUCGAGGGGCUGCAGUUCAGGAUGCAAGGCAAGCCAGCCAUGGCCAAGCCAGACUCGGAGAUCAAAGCUAUCGAACAGGCCAAUAUAGACUCCUACCGAGGCCCUCCCCCGUCCAUCACCGCCAGAUCCGAGUCGGCCGUAGACUCUGCCAGACCGAAGCCCGCCGAGGAUGAUCUCACCCAACAGCAGACAGCACAGCCAGAGAAACUCACCAAGCCAGCCAUCGUUGGCACAGCAGGCACCUUAGCCCCGGUGAAAUUCUCACAGAGGGCCAAGCCGCCCGCUAGACCCACGUCUGGGGCCAGUGCCGAUGCUCCAAGAAGGAAGAUCAAAAAACUCAUCAAGAGCAGCAAGAAGAGCGCCAAGAAAGCCAGGUCAGAGGUCAUGGACCCCUGGGUUGACCUGGACUCGGAGGAAGACUCGGCCACUGUGUACCUGAGCGACGACAGCGAAGAUCUGACCAGGAGCAGGUCCGGUUCCAAGACUUCACACCUUAGGAAGGCCAGGUCCAUGCGGCAUGGCUCGGCAGGGUCCAGCAGCUCCCACAAGUCGGCCAGCGAGUUACUGGCAGAGGCCCGGGACAUUGCGGGACCGGAUAGCUUGCCGGUCUUCAAGAGGAGACAGCAGGCCAGGUCAGAUAAGCCCUUUGAGAGGCGGGUCUCCAAGUUGAAGGUGGUUGAGCCGGAGAAGGAGGACGUGCCCAAGGAGCGAUCGGUGGAUGACAUCAUAUCCUCCCUCAAAGCUGCCAGGGAAACUGGUGGCGUGAAAUCAGAAGCCGACAUCAAGAUCCAGCAGAUCAUGCAGCGGGUCCUGUCCCGCACGGCGGCCGUGCUGGGAACGGAGACAGAGGCCCCAGAAGGGAUGGAGCAGGAGGAGGGGGAGGAGGAGCUUGGUGGUAUAGAGGGGGAGGCCGACCUCAGUGAACUAGAUCUCAAAGACAGUGUUCCAGUCAUCACAGUGCUGGACAGUAAAAGCCAAGUAUCGAUUGGAAUGUCAGAGCAGGACGCCCUCUCUGUAAAAGUGGACGACGCCAGCAAAAUUCAAGCAAGCACAGAGUCACUCCCCAGAGUUGACUCCGAUAAACUGCCAACGUCGGACACCAAGAUCUCCCAAGACGGCACCCUGGAGCCAGAGCCAGCCACUGGGGGAGACAAGGAGGCAAGCACCAAGCCGUCUGUGGUGUUCCAAGAGGAACCCACCGAGAUUCAGUGGGAAGAGGAGGUUGACCUACAGCAGGCCUGGAUGGACUUGCAGGUGCCUCUAGAUGUCACCUACGAGGAGAUCAUGAACGUGGAAGGUGAACCUCAACCGUUGAAUCCCAGGAGAGAUGCCAGGGAAGCCAUCAGGGAACCUAUGUCCAAGCCUACCGUCCAGAGCUCCUCGGUGUCUUUCCUGUCCAGCUGGGCACCUCAGGAGAAAGCCCCCAGGGAGGAAAGAGUUCCAGAAGCCAAACCAGAAGGCUAUCGUAACAGCAUCCAUCACUUCUGCACCAUCCCGGCCCAGCUGCCCAUCCCUGGUAGUCUGCAGCUAGCCACGCGUAUGUAUCACACACCAAGCAAGUAUGCCGGUACCGCAAAGCUGCCGCCUACCUCCGUCAAGGAGCCAAGUGUCUCAGAGAACUCCUAUACCCAGACGCUGCGGUCUACAACCUCUCGUCCCAGUCACAGCCACAGCCUUAGUAGCAAGGUAGCCUCAGAGCGGACGGCACAGUACGCCAUGGACCAGCAGCAGCGGCUCAUGUCGGCGGCUGCCCAGCGAAUCCUGAAAGAGGCUGAGGAGAAAACGGGGUCUGACACCCAGACUCUGGAGGCGUGGGAGAAGAGGGCGCAACAAGUGUUUGACGACGAGGAGCUGGAGAUUGCUGGCCAGCGCAUGCCCCUCAGGCAGGACCAGUCCCGCCUCUACUGGACCCCGGCCCCGCCCAAGAUGGACCUGCCCUCCGCCUACAUCCGCAGCGUCCUGUACCCAGAAUUCCAAGGGGCCGCGCUGGACGAGGACGGCGAGAGGCCAAUCUCUGAAGGGGUUGGAUUGGAGGAAGGAGGGGAUAGCGACGUCGGCCUGGCUGGAGCCUUGGAGGAAGGAGACGAUGAGGAGAAAAGCGAUUCCCACAGGCUCUUACAGCAUCAGCACAGGUCCUGCGAAGACCUGACCAAACUGGGCUGGCUCAAAAGAGAAGCGGCCACUGCAGUCAAGGUGCCUGGCCAAACUCCAUCAAAAGAGGGCGACAGAGACGCGUCGCCGAGCGAAGAGGAACGGCAACAGGAAGGUGCAACGACUGCACCGGUGACCCCAGCUAGGUCAAGCUCAGGUGUACCUAGCCAGGCAACCGAUGACACCAUCAGCAAUGUGCUCAUCCAUGUGAAGUCUUACACCAGUGUGAGUGAAUUGCGCCGCAAGUUCUCCCAGGUCACGACCUCAACCACAAAGGAAGAGAAGGAAUCCGAGGAACAAGGGAUAAUCAUUGAGAUACCUGAAACUACCAAUGCCAUUGACACGCUGCAGCCAAUCAGACGCACCCAGUCGGCCCCGGCGCUGUCGGCCGAGUACGACACCCUGAUCCUGGACGAUGACUUUGACACCUGCAUGCAGGAGGUGCAGAAGCAGCAGCAGCAGAUACAGGACGUCAAGGCCGCGAUGCAGCGCCAAGGCUCCGAGGAAGAUGAGAGCGAAGACAUUAUAGGCGAGGUGCUGGUUACUAUGGCAAGAAUGACACCUCAGUCUCCCUCCCCCAAUGCCAGCGCCCAGAAACCUUCGUCCCCGACACUGGCAGAGAAAGCUCGGUCGGCUGGUAUGAAGUAUGUCAUGUAUCCAAAGAAUAGAGGGAAAAAGAAAAGGCGACCACUUGAUCCACGUCGACUGGAUGCAAUUGAGGCUUUUCUGAUGCAGCGGCCCAGGAGAAUUCACAGGUCGGAGAGUCUUCCAAAAAUCCAGAUGCCUGUUGCUUGGGGCUUGCGGGUGCCGCCGAGGGUCCGAUCUCUGAGGAGAGGUAGUCUACCCGAUUCACUGGACUUCGACGAGUACGUCAGGGAGAACAGAGACAAGGAUGAGACGGACAACCUGCGUGAGUGGGCGCGAGGCAUAUGGGAUGCCUGGUUUGACGAGGUCUUCCCUCCCACGGAAGCAGAUAGCGAGUCGGACUUUGAGGAGGAAAUAUCGCCGACCAUCUCCCCAACCAAAAGGCGGGGCUCAGCUGCCAGCAGCGUGCUUUCCGUGGAGGUUGACAUGACCGAUCCGAUCAUGGAGACAGAGGAGGACAGGGAGAUAGUGGAGUGGCUACAUGAAGAGGUAUUACAGCUGACUGCGAUCAUUGAAAAGUCUCCCCAACCCUCGCCCUUUGAUCUCUGUCGACGUGGAGCUAUGUAUCGCAAGCUGGGUAAGUUGAAGCAAGCCUGGGACGACCUGAACCAGGCCAUCCUGCUGGAGCCUCUGCUCCUGGAUGCCUACUGGCAUCGCCAUCUGCUCUUCCUGCUGCGACGCAAGCAGACCAAAGCCCUGGAAGACCUCAACACCAUCCUCAAGAUCAACAAGGAACACGUGGGUGCUUACAGAUCCAGGGCUGAGAUAUUUCGUCAAAGGGGCGACGUAACCAUGGCCAUUAUGAACUACACCCAGACCAUCAAACUGGAUUCUGAAGACCACGAGGCCUACUACAAACGUGCCGAGAUGUAUGAAAAGCGUGGAGAGAUGCUGUUGGCAUUGGAAGAUUACAGAGAGGUGACCAGGCUGAUGCCAAGCAAGACGGACGCGAUCUUCAAGAGAGGCAUCUAUCAGUUCAACAACAACAAGAACUGGAUGGCAGCCAUCAAGGACUUCACGGAGCUGCUGGCCCAGGAGCCAGCCAACGCCCUAGCCAAGACCUACCGCGGCCGAGCCUACGCCAAGCACGGCCACUUUGUCCAGGCGGUGGAGGACCUGUCCUCGGCGAUACACCUUGACCCGCUAAGCAGCGUGGCGUUCUAUCACCGAGGCUGUCUGCUCAGGAGGGCUAAUCCCAAGCAGGCUCUUCAGGACCUGAGCGUCUCAGUUCUUCUUGAUGACAGCGAAGAAAACGUCAUGGCCUUCUUCCACCGAGCCGUGCUGUACAUGGACGAUGACAGAUAUGAGGAUGCCAUCGCAGAUUUUGAUAAUGUUCUGAAGCUUGACAAGACCAUAGCGGCAGCCCAUGUCAACCUGGGUCUGAUCUAUAUGACCAAGGUGGAGAACUACCACAAAGCCAUCCAGAAGUUCACCAACGCCAUCAAAGUCAAUCCCGUCUACGUCCGCGCCUUGGUGUGCAGAGGGGAGGCCUACCACAAGAUUCACGAUUUGAAGAAUGCCCUGCUUGACUUCACCAGGGCAAUACACCUCCGACCAGACCAGCAGCAUUACUACAUGUACAGGGGAGAAAUCUUGUUGGAGAUGAAGAAUCUGGAGUUGGCCAGCUUCUGUGUCAAACAUGCAGCAGCACUGAGCCACGGCCUGGGCUCCUCAGCAACCCAGCAGGCGGCCGUCCAGUCCUUCCUUCACAACUACCCCAAGGCCAUCGAGGUCCUGUCCACCGCCGCCCGGUCCCAGCCCUCAGCGCCCCUCUUCAUCCUGCUGGGCAAGACGCAGAUCAAGGCCAAGAAGUACCGGGAUGCAGUGGACAGCCUGGAGAAAGCCCUCAACUUCAUGAAACCUUGGCAGGAGCGUCAGACCUGGCCGAUGGAAGCGGCAGAGGUCAACUAUCUGAUCGGGAUGUGCCACACGGAGAUCCCCAACUACCUCAAGGCGUUUGAGGCGUUCAACAAUGCCAUCAAGAUCAACAGUGAAUACCCAGAGGCCUACUACCAGCGCGGCCUGACCCGCAUGAAGCUACGCCAAUCCAAGGGCAUCCUGGACUUCAACCGGGCCUUGGCCCUGAACCCCAAACUCUUCCAGGCCUUCCUGAGCCGAGCCGCCUACUACGGCAUGAAGGGACGCUACUCUAAGGGAAUCGUCAACUGUAACGAGGCCGUCAAGCUGCAGCCAAACAGCGUCAGAGCUUACCUCUACAGGGGAGCGCUGAAGUACUACAUCCUAGCCUACAAGCUGGCCAUCAAGGAUCUGUGUAAGGCCAUCGAGAUCGACAACACCUGCUCCUUGGCCUACUUCAACCGAGCCGUCUGCUACCACACCACCAAGGACUACACUAAAGCGCUCAGGGAUUACGGCAUCGUGCUCAUGCUGGGGGAGGCCAACGCCCUCAAGGUGUUGAUAAACCGAGGCUUGAUGUACUUUGCCCAGAAGGAUUACAAGAAUGCCAGGGAGGACUUUGCCCAGGCCGUGAAGAUGGAUUCUCGGGACCCCAAGAUCAGACACACGCUGGGCCUGUGCUGCCACAAACUCAACAAAUUGGAAGACGCCGUGACUGUCUUCAGCUCAGCCUUGAAGGUGGAUAUAUUCUUCCUGGAUGCCUACAUUGGCAGGGGCAACGCCUUCAUGGACUACGGCCAUGAAAUCACCCACCAAAUGGCAAGGCGUGACUACGAGAGAGCGCUUCAUUUGAAUCCCCAGUGCCUACCAGCUAGGGUCAAUCUGGCCUACAACUUACAGGUCUGCGGCCACUUCCAGCAGGCUUGGAACCAGCUAACCUCCUGCCUCAAGAUCAAUCCAAACUACCGUCCAGCACUGGAGGGCCGCGCAGUGAUCUGCCUCCAGAUGAGCGACACCUUCGCCGCCUUCCAGGACCUCAACACCGCCCUCAAGCUGGGCGCCACGGCCGAGCUGUACACCAACCGCGGCGUGGUCAACCAGUUUAUGCAGGAUCAUCACAACGCUAUGCGGGACUACCAGUCUGCUAUCAAGCUGGACCCCGGCUACGCGCUGGCUUACUUCAACGCCGCCAAUCUGUACUUCCACAACCGCCAAUUCAGACAGGCAGUAGACUAUUACAGCAAAGUACUGGAUCACAACCCAAAAGACGAAUCGGCAGUUCUGAACCGAGGAAUCACCAAGGUUCUGAUGCGCGACGCCCGUGGGGCUCUGGAGGACUUCCAGCUGGCAGUCAAGAUGAGCCCGCUGUCUGCCCACGUCUACUUCAACAGGGGCAACCUCUACGCAUCCCUGCGCAGAUACGAACUCGCUGAGAAGGACUACUCAGAAGCUCUGAAGUUGCAACCAGACGACCCCCUGGUGCACAAACGCAGGGCCGAAGUCAGAGGGAAGCUUGGCAAGCGCUCAGACGCUGUACAGGACUACAAGAGAGCUAUUGAGCUACAGAGCAGAAGGCAUCCAGGGAAUUGAAGAUAACAGGCUGAGGAUAUAGGGUCCGAUGCCAUGACGUCAAAGAACCACGUGACCGUCCGGUUUGCCCGUGAUCGGCCACCAUUGCAGUAGGCAAGCGUUUGGAUAGCAACCACUUCGUGUAGACAGUAAAUGCUGAUGCUAGAUACACUGCCUAGUACGCCCCUUUCCCUGUGUGUGCUGUGCUCACACAGAUAUUAUCUGCUUGCAGACAUUAUU